This is a messenger RNA of Aspergillus chevalieri, 1722 nucleotides long. Its product is annotated as asparagine synthetase domain-containing protein. NCBI's taxonomy places the organism in Eukaryota, Fungi, Ascomycota, Eurotiomycetes, Eurotiales, Aspergillaceae. Gene Ontology annotation, molecular function: asparagine synthase (glutamine-hydrolyzing) activity. Bases 1 to 1722 code for a protein of 573 amino acids. The record is from RefSeq and is a predicted model, not a curated record. The transcript has 2 exons.
AUGUGUGGGAUUUUCUUCUCCUUAAGCACGUCGGGACCCGUGCUUCCAACUGAGGAGACAGGCGACUUGUUACGGCAACGAGGACCAGACAGUUUCCGAGUCCACAUUGUCCAACGGGAUGUCCGAAUCAAUGACUUCAAAGAUGAUGACCAAAUCUUGAAAACCGUUCCUGCUUGUUUGACAUUCGUUUCGACUGUCUUGUCUUUAAGGGGCGACCAUGUCCACGCUCAACCCCUGGUUGGUAAAGAAAGCCAGUCCGUGCUUUGCUGGAACGGGGAGGCGUGGAAAAUAGCCGGAGAACCUAUUCAGGGCAAUGAUACUGAAUUGAUCUUUCAGCUGUUUUUGCAGGCUGCUAAGCCAUCGUCUGCAACUGGGGAUGCCGUACAACGGCUUGCGGAUCUGAUCAGUAGCAUAUCAGGCCCUUUCUCAUUCGUGUUUUACGAUGCCAUCAACUCCAAGUUGUUCUUUAGCAGGGAUUGUCUAGGGAGGCGAUCACUCUUACAUGGUACCGAUGAGAAUGGAAGCUUAAAGGUUUGCAGUCUGUGCGAUAGCACGUCUUCAACUGUUUUCGAAGAAGUUGAUACAAAUGGGGUGUACAUGCUUGAUCUUGCAGCUCCUGUUACGACUACGACGUAUAACAUCCAAAUCCUACCUUGGUCGAAUGAUAAAGAUUCACCAGCAAACCAUCUUAAAAACCCAAUCCCACAAAUGAAUAAAUCCAUCCCCAACGGCAAUCCCAGCUUAACCAUAGAAUCAAACGUCGUCAACGAACUUGAGCAACAACUCCACCAAUCCCUCGAGUUCAGGAUAAAACACGUUCCAGAUCAAGGCCAAGGUCCAGAAGCAACAAAAGUGGCCGUACUAUUCUCCGGCGGCCUCGACUGCACACUCCUCGCCAGACUCUCGCACGAGAUUCUACCAAGCAAUGAAACGAUCGACCUCCUCAACGUCGCCUUCGAAAAUCCCCGCGUUGUAGCAGCAGCCGCAAGAAGCAAAGAAGCCUCUACGGAAUCAGUCUACGAGAGCUGUCCGGACCGCAUGACUGGCCGAUCAGCAUUCGCAGAAUUACAAAAAGUCUGUCCAGGUCGUAAAUGGCGACUUGUUGCAGUUGACGUACCCUACACAGAGACCAUCUCUCAUCGAGACCGCAUAAAACUCCUCAUGAGACCACACAAUACUGAAAUGGACCUUUCAAUCGCUUGUGCAUUAUACUUUGCGUCCAGGGGACAAGGAACGGUUUACGAAGGCGAAACAUCAUUCUCCUACACAACACCAGCGCGUGUUUUACUCUCAGGACUCGGCGCAGACGAACUAUUCGCCGGAUACGGCAGACACGGGGUCGCGUUCAACCGCGACAGCUAUCAAGGCUUGAUCGACGAAGUCUAUCUAGACGUCAGCCGUCUUGGAAAACGGAAUCUCGGGCGCGACGAUCGAAUCCUAUGCACUUGGGGCCGCGAAGCACGGUAUCCAUUUCUGGAUGAGGUGUUUGUGUCGUGGGUUUUGCAAACUCCGAUAUGGGAGAAAUGCGGGUUUGGGAUGGCGGAUUCUGAGAUUCCGGAAUCAGAGAAGGGACUUGAUGCGGAGAAGAAGGCACUCCGGUUGCUUGCUCUUAAGCUUGGUAUGGAGAAGGUCUCGCGGGAGAAAAAGCGGGCUAUCCAGUUCGGGUCUAGGACGGCUAAGAUGGAGAAUGGCCGUACAAAGGGGACGGAUGCGCUAAGCUAG